GCAACUUAAUGCCUUAGUGGGACCCUAUCUAAAAAAGAAAAAAAAAGUAGUAAGCCUGCUCUAAACUGAGUAUAAAAGAAACCACUCUGGUGGUUUCUGGAAGCAAACUUUUGAAGGAUGAAUUUCUGCUGAGUAGGUUUAUCUCAGUGUCAGUAUGUGUAACAAAGUAUUGUUGACUUUAAUUUUAAAGCCCUGCUUUACUUCUUUCAACAUUUAUUAUUUUAUUUCAUCAUCACAAACUAUACUUCAGUAGGCAACAUUGCAAGGGCACUCCACUUUGCCAAAGAUCACGGUUUUUGAAUACGGCUGUAUUCAAAACUACAAUUCAUCUAGGUCUAGCAUUAAUGCUAUUAAUCAUAACCUUCCCAUGAGAGCAGUUCCAUGUUUGAAGAGACAUGGUAGAGAUAAAGUUUGUAAAGGACAUUUAGAAAACCUUAAGACUCAAGAUAACAAAUACUGCAUCUGCUAAGUUCCAUACGAAGGCUCUCUCCGCUGGGCUCUUUCAGUACACUUAAAAACUCUUACUCCUUAAAAUUCUUAUUUGGCAUUUCCUAAUUACUGAUUUGUAUUCCUGGCGAUGCUCUGCAGCAUACUCGAACCUCCAAGUAAAUCCAAGGAGUAGUGCUGGAUAGGCUGCCAAGAAACCUGUUCUAGUCUUGUCUCUGUCACCAACUACUGGUACGAAACUCAGUUUCUUUUCAACUUUGGUUGUAGGAUACGCUCUGCCUAACAUAGCAGGCGCUUAAUAUUUGACAUGAUUCGGCUCAAUCUUUCAUUGGCAGGGGUUUGAGAAUCCUUAACAUCAAAAGAAACAGGGUUAUCCCCAUCCCGUUUCAGUCCUUGACGCUUUCUGCAGGUUGAACUGUGCCAACGGGCCUAGGAACAUAGUCGAAAGUGGAGAAAAGAAGGGUUAAACCAGCAAUUAAGGUCUAUACUGCUAGGUGCUCACAUCCUUCACAGUGACUAUUCGGGGUAGCGCCCAAGAUGCAGGUUAGGUUAUAUACCUGGCAUUUCCCUACCCUUUCACCGCACCCCAAACCAGCCUCAUUUACAUCCCGCCCCCUCAUUUACAUAGAACACGCCCAGCAGAUUCCCGCACCCAGAGCUCUGGAGCCUUUUGAGCUCCAGGCGCGUCCUGUUCUGCGGGCGGUCCCGGAACCUCCCCGGACUGAGCACUUGUCUGUUUUCGGCUUCACGAAGGUCGAGGCGGCGACCCCAAUAAGCCCCACCCAGUGGCGCUGGCAGGGGCCGAGAGAGUCCCGUGUGGUCGUCGGGCGUCCUCUUCCCAGCGCGGCAGGCUACUGGCCUUUCCCGCCUCUCCCCGAGCCCUGAGGGAGCACGCCGGGACCAACUCUGGAGAAACCCCGAGCGUCCCACCCCACCCGGCCGCGCCUCGCUUUGCCUCGCCUCACGCUCGACGGGAGAGGCGGGACCAAUCAGCGAGCGACGUCUCCCUUCCGAUUCGAGGCUCCCGACGCGCGCCUCACACCCCGAGCUCCCGGUGCGCUGAUUGGCUGUGCGUGUCGUCGGUCCGGCCGGGAGGCGGGGCGGGCCGAAGGCAGAGGGAGGGUAGAUUCCCGAGACUCUUUCUAUAGUGUGGCUUGUUGCCUAUAGUAAGAGCAUGUCGUCCAUCUUGCCAUUCACUCCACCAGUGGUGAAGAGACUUCUGGGAUGGAAGAAAUCAGCUGGUGGGUCUGGAGGAGCAGGCGGAGGAGAGCAGAAUGGACAGGAAGAAAAGUGGUGUGAAAAAGCAGUGAAAAGUCUGGUGAAGAAGCUAAAGAAAACAGGACGAUUAGAUGAGCUUGAGAAAGCCAUCACCACUCAAAAUUGUAAUACUAAAUGUGUCACCAUACCAAGCACUUGCUCUGAAAUUUGGGGACUGAGUACACCAAAUACCAUAGAUCAGUGGGAUACAACAGGCCUUUACAGCUUCUCUGAACAAACCAGGUCUCUUGAUGGCCGUCUCCAGGUUUCACAUCGAAAAGGAUUGCCACAUGUUAUAUAUUGUCGGUUAUGGCGCUGGCCUGAUCUUCACAGUCAUCAUGAACUCAAGGCAAUUGAAAACUGUGAAUAUGCUUUUAAUCUAAAAAAGGAUGAAGUAUGUGUAAACCCUUAUCACUAUCAGAGAGUUGAGACCCCAGUUUUGCCUCCGGUAUUAGUGCCACGGCACACUGAGAUUCUAACAGAACUGCCACCUCUGGAUGAUUAUACUCAUUCCAUACCAGAAAACACUAAUUUCCCAGCGGGAAUUGAGCCACAGAGUAAUUACAUCCCAGAAACGCCACCACCUGGAUAUAUUAGUGAAGAUGGAGAAACAAGUGAUCAGCAGUUGAACCAAAGUAUGGACACAGGAUCUCCAGCUGAACUGUCUCCUACUACUCUCUCUCCUGUUAAUCAUAGCUUGGAUUUGCAGCCAGUUACCUACUCUGAACCUGCAUUUUGGUGUUCCAUAGCAUAUUACGAAUUAAAUCAGAGGGUUGGAGAGACCUUCCAUGCAUCACAGCCCUCACUUACUGUAGAUGGCUUUACAGAUCCAUCAAAUUCAGAGAGGUUCUGCUUAGGUUUACUCUCCAAUGUUAACCGAAAUGCUACAGUGGAAAUGACAAGAAGACAUAUAGGAAGAGGAGUGCGCUUAUAUUACAUAGGUGGGGAAGUUUUUGCUGAGUGCCUAAGUGAUAGUGCAAUCUUUGUGCAGAGCCCCAAUUGUAAUCAGAGAUACGGCUGGCACCCUGCAACAGUGUGUAAAAUUCCACCAGGCUGUAACCUGAAGAUCUUCAACAACCAGGAAUUUGCUGCUCUUCUGGCUCAGUCUGUUAAUCAGGGUUUUGAAGCUGUGUAUCAGCUAACUAGAAUGUGUACCAUAAGGAUGAGUUUUGUGAAAGGAUGGGGAGCAGAGUAUCGAAGGCAGACAGUAACAAGUACUCCUUGCUGGAUUGAACUUCAUCUGAAUGGACCUCUACAGUGGUUGGACAAAGUAUUAACUCAGAUGGGAUCCCCUUCAGUGCGCUGCUCAAGCAUGUCAUAAAACUUCAACACCGAUCAAAUUCCAUCAAAAGACUUAACAACUCUUCUGUCAUAGUAUUUGUGUGUGGUCCCAAUGGACUGUUUGCUAUCCAAAAAUUCCAGAGAGAAAACAGCACUUGAGGUCUCAUCAGUUAAAGCACCUUGUGGAAUCUGCUUCCUAUAUUUGAAUAUUAGAUGGGAAAAUUAUUGUCUAGAAAUACCCUCCCAUAAAGGAGGAAGAGAAGAUUUACAGACUUAAUCAUGUCUUGUUGGGCAUAAGACUGAAUGUCCCAAAGGUUUAUUAAUAACAGUAGUAGUUUUGUGUGUACAGGUAAUGUAUCAUGACCCAGUAUCUCAGUAUUGUGCUGUUCAUACAUUUUAGUUUGCAUAAAUGAAGUGUGUGUGUGUGUGCGCGCGCGUGUGUGUGUGUGUGUGGCUUCUUGAUGUAGGCAAGCCUUUAUAAAGUUACAGUACCUAAUCUGUUAUUCUCACUUCUGUUAUUUUUGUGUCUUUUUUAAUAUAUAAUAUAUAUAUCAAGAUUUUCAAAUUAUCAUUUAGACGCAGAUUUUCCUUGUAGAAAAACUAAUUUUUCUGCCUUUUACCAAAAAUAAACUCUUGGGGGAAGAAAAGUGGAUUCACUUUUGAAAUCUCUGACCUUAAUGUGUUCAUUGGGGCUUAACAGUCAUUCUUUUGUGUUUAUUUACUACUAAAUCUCAGUAUAAGAAAAUCAUAUUGAAAACUUUUCCAAACCUCUUUUUUUGAUCUCCUUUUGUUCUGAUAACUAAAUCAGUGUGGUGUGACAUUGCUGGUAAUGACUGCACUGAUACUGCUGGCACCAGUUAAUUCUGAGUCAAGUACAUGUGGAGUAAAUCCCUUGUCUUACAACCGGAUUUCAGCUGAUACUAAUUGAUUUUAUAGCCUGUCAGUUUAUAGAUUUAACCUUCCACCUCAUAAAGAAUGCACAAGUGGCAGUAUAAUUAUUUUCAGGGAUGUGCUAGAAUUCAGUAUAUUUAUCCUUUUUUAAAGCCAAUCUAUAAAUAAUAAGUACCCUUUUUGAAAGGUAUUUUAAGAUAUUACAGCAGCAGACCUGCUCUUUGAGUACCUUCAUUUGACUUAGUUACCAGAUUGUGUUAUGAAAUGGACCUUUUGUAAAUGUAAUUGCUUCUUCAAAAUACCUGGAAAAGAGAUGCUGAGGUAUGAUCAGCAGAUAAGGGCCAUUGUUUUUAAAGUGUGUUGUAUUCAACGUAUAAAUUGAAUGCUAUUUUACAUAGUUACCAAUUCAAAAUUUUUAAAAAUUGGGGGAGAAGCUAUUUAGCAGGGUUUUCCCCCCAAGCUUACAAGUAGAUAUCUGAGCUGCUCUUAGCUAAUAUGGGGUAUGUGGUUGACCAUAUUUUGUGCUCCCCAGUGAGGGGAGAUUCCAGGAGCUCAGUUGGUCAUCCACUCUGUAGCAAGUAGUGAUUAUGUCUAAUGUUGACGCAUUGCGGUAUAAACCUUCUUGUUUGCAUCUCAGUAGAAAUGGAAAAUAAUCACUCUUGAAUCCCUUUUCGUAAAUUUUCAUAGUUUUGAAGAUAGAAAUCUUUGGUACUUGUUCUUUGAAACCAUAUUCACCUGUAUGUACAGGUAUCAUUUUCGAUACUGUCAGCAUUGGGUUGUUUUUUAUUGAAUACUUCCCAUUUUCCUAUUUGUGUGUAUAUGUAUGUGUUCAUGUAAAUUUGGUAUAGUAAUUUUUUAUUCAUUCAGCAAAUAUUUAUUGUUCACCUGUAAUGUGCCAGGAACUUUGUUAAAACCUUUGGGUAAAGGUGAACAAGACAGCUACACCUCCUGCCUCUGCUGAGACAGCAGUUACUCUAACCCAUAAUCAUCUUAUGUGUCUGAAGGAGAUAAACAGGGUACUGUGCUAGAGAAUAACAAGUAGCAUGCUUCAGAUAGGACAUCAUCAGGAAGGCCUCUCAGGAAGUGAUGCUGGAGCUAACACCUGGACCAGAAGCAGCAAGUCUUACGAAGAACCGAGGGAGAGAAGCACUCCUGGUGAAGAGCACGGCUGCAAAGGCACAUCUUAAAGGAAACUCUGUUAGAUGGUAAUGCUUUCUUUAUACAGAAACCUCUCUACAAAUCCAAACUUGAAGAUCAGAAUGGUUCUACAGUUUAUAACAUGUUGAAGGUGGCCUUAUUUUGUGAUAGACUGCUUUGUGUCAUUCUCACUAAUAUAUCUUCCUCAAAUCUUUGCUGUAAAAUUGUUUUGCACCAGGUCAGUACCACUUAAUAAGAUAUAACUACCCAUGCUUGUACAAAUUUUCACCAGUAUAAUGACCUGCUUGCUUCCAGACAUUCUGCUGCCCACUAAUCACUAUUUCUACUGCCCAAUUUGGGAUUAGAGUAAAUGUCCCCACUGUUAUCAUGGUGGGGCCUGCUGAUGAUAAUCAGUGGAGCCUCUGCGCCUUAGUGGGAAUUUUUAUAUACUUGAGAACGUGUAUACUGCUGCUAGGGAGUAGUCCUGGGGACAGAGAACAACUUUGAAAGCAGUAGAAGGUCCUACCAGUUACAUGUUAAAUGCAGCAGUGCCAGCAAUGGCAUUUCAACAGUGGAACAUAUCUCCACAGUUCAGGUAGGACUUUUCCAUACAAUAUGAAACCAGGACUGAACUCUUUGCAAACACUUGUUGUAAUGAGCAGCUGUACCUCUUGAGCAAUUUCAUCAUGGUAACGAUUACAUUUAUGUGAAUAUGUUUAAUGAUCAUAUGUUUUUAUGAGA
Messenger RNA from Octodon degus (degu), 5754 nucleotides. It is a transcript of the gene Smad2, whose product is annotated as SMAD family member 2. The transcript is spliced from 11 exons. Gene Ontology annotation, cellular component: heteromeric SMAD protein complex. Gene Ontology annotation, molecular function: DNA-binding transcription factor activity, RNA polymerase II-specific; I-SMAD binding; RNA polymerase II cis-regulatory region sequence-specific DNA binding. Gene Ontology annotation, biological process: BMP signaling pathway; cell differentiation; transforming growth factor beta receptor signaling pathway. Bases 1622 to 3025 code for a protein of 467 amino acids. NCBI's taxonomy places the organism in Eukaryota, Metazoa, Chordata, Mammalia, Rodentia, Octodontidae. The record is from RefSeq and is a predicted model, not a curated record.